Hippopotamus amphibius kiboko is the source of this 921-nucleotide messenger RNA. RefSeq names its product olfactory receptor 4C13-like. Gene Ontology annotation, molecular function: G protein-coupled receptor activity; olfactory receptor activity. NCBI's taxonomy places the organism in Eukaryota, Metazoa, Chordata, Mammalia, Artiodactyla, Hippopotamidae. Gene Ontology annotation, cellular component: membrane. Gene Ontology annotation, biological process: G protein-coupled receptor signaling pathway. The record is from RefSeq and is a predicted model, not a curated record. Bases 7 to 921 code for a protein of 304 amino acids. The transcript has a single exon.
GUCAUCAUGCCUUCCAACAAUGUGACUGAAUUUAUUCUCCUGGGACUCAUACAGAAUCCACACUUACAGCAAAUGUUCUUCAUUGUCUUUUUGUUCAUUUUGCUAUUUACUGUGCUGGCCAAUCUGCUCAUUGUCAUGACAAUCUCCCUCAGCCCCACACUUUCGGCUCCCAUGUACUUCUUCCUCACUCACUUAUCUUUCAUAGAUGCAUCCUUGAGCUCUGUCACCACCCCCAAAUUAAUCAAUGACCUGUUGUUCCAGAGGAGAACCAUCUCCUGGGGUGCCUGCCUAACUCAGCUCUUUAUGGAGCACUUCCUGGCAGCAUCAGAGGUCAUCCUCCUCAUUGUCAUGGCCUAUGACCGCUAUGUGGCCAUCUGCAAGCCUCUGCACUACACAACCAUCAUGCAGCAGGGGCUCUGCCAGCUCCUGGUGGUGGUGGCCUGGAUCGGGGGGAUCCUACAUGCUACUCUUCAGAUUCUUUUCACGGUGGACUUGACCUUCUGUGGUUCAAAUGUCAUUGACCACUUCAUGUGUGAUUUCUUCUCACUGUUGGAACUUGCCUGCGGUGAUACCUACUGGCUUGGAAUGGUGGUGGCAGCUAACACUGGGGGCAUGUGCUUGCUCAUUUUCUCCAUGCUACUCAUCUCCUACAUAAUAAUCCUGAGCUCCCUGAAAUCCCAUGGCUUUGAAGGAAGACGCAAAGCCCUGUCUACAUGUGGCUCCCACUUUAUAGUAGUGGUGCUCUCUUUUGUCCCCUGCAUAUUCACCUAUACACGUCCUGUGGCCACUUACCCUGCAGACAAGUGGUUGACUGUGUUCUUUGGAAUCCUCACACCCAUGUUAAAUCCUGUCAUUUACACAGUGAGAAAUGCAGAGGUGAAAAAUGCCAUAAGGUAUCUGUUGAAGAGGAGAGUACAUUAG